Messenger RNA from Dicrocoelium dendriticum, 604 nucleotides. Lineage: Eukaryota; Metazoa; Platyhelminthes; Trematoda; Plagiorchiida; Dicrocoeliidae. The record is from the annotation of a GenBank genome assembly.
AUCUGGAAGUUGCAAAGGGCUGCGAAAAUGUUAGCCUUAAAAGGAAACUUUGGUUUUCACAAUAUCAUCAACGUUUGCUUUGGAAUGGCUGCAGCUGGUCUAGAGAAAUGCUUUCCAAUGUUCAUCAGUCAAUCGCGUUCCAUGAGCUAAUUUCACGUACUUCCUUUUUGAAUAUGUUUGCUCACAGACCUAGGUUGUUCCAACUACUGAUGCCAUAUCAUCUGCAAAUUUUCUCAGUUCCGGAAAUUGAACAUCAGUUAGGGAGCUGUAAAAGCCGACAAGUUGUCUUUCUCUGUGCUUCUGUUUGCAAAAGUCAUUUGCCUGCACGUCAAUUAGCUCUAACUAUUGCAGCUGGAACUUCAUCAAGGUUACAAUCAUACGGAUUCCGGAACAGAAUAAUUUCACUCUAAUUCUGUCAACAUCUGAAAAUCUCUCCAAAAAAUGCCUUUUCAGUUCACGAACAAUUGCUCUCGGAAACUCGAGUAAGGCGUCUUCGGCGAUCCUAGCGAAAACUCCUUGAAACAGUUAAAGUGAGAAAGAUUUGCUCCUUCCAGUUGUGUUUCAAACAAUGAGAACUUUCGCCGAAAUCGUUUGAUUAUGCUGU